This is a messenger RNA of Branchiostoma floridae (Florida lancelet), 4415 nucleotides long. RefSeq lists its product as uncharacterized. Bases 174 to 2744 code for a protein of 856 amino acids. Gene Ontology annotation, molecular function: nuclear receptor activity; RNA polymerase II cis-regulatory region sequence-specific DNA binding; zinc ion binding. Lineage: Eukaryota; Metazoa; Chordata; Leptocardii; Amphioxiformes; Branchiostomatidae. The transcript is spliced from 13 exons. The record is from RefSeq and is a predicted model, not a curated record. Gene Ontology annotation, biological process: positive regulation of transcription by RNA polymerase II; cell differentiation; negative regulation of transcription by RNA polymerase II.
UUCUCGGUGUUCCAGACGCACAGGACAACAAAACUCAUGACAUCAUAUCGUGUGACUGUGUGACGUUGAAAACCUGCGUCGCCACACAGUACACAAAGCUGUCGUCUGUGAGAUGCCAGUCAGUGUGUCCGAGGACUUGUAAGAGAAACCAUAGACGGUCGAACUUGUGCGCCAUGAGUGAGAGGGUGACAGUGAUGGCGAUCUUUGAGGAGGAGGAGCCCAUGACCAUCCCUGGCCCUCAGGACGUCGAGAGCGGGAACUGUCUGGUGUGUGGAGAAAAGGCAUCGGGCUUCCACUACGGGGUCUUCAGUUGUGAGAGCUGCAAGGGUUUCUUUCGAAGAAGUGUGCACAAAGGCAGUGUGAAGGUCUGUAAGUUUGGGAACAGGUGCUGCCUAAACCCCAGCACCAAGAGGAGCUGUGCUGACUGCCGACUCCGGCUGUGCAAGGCUGCUGGCAUGAGGCCUGAUUGUCUUCUCACGGACGCUCAGCGCAGGUCCACGCCGCUGUGGCGGCAACAUCGCCCUGCAGGCCAGUCCUCUAAACCCGGACCUUCCUCCUCACCCUCACCACUCAUCAACCAAAAUGGCGACAUUUCAUCUUCUGCAUCCGGGACAUCAUCACCACCAUGGUCUGAUGACGGUAGCAGCAGCACGGCCCAGGGCAUCAUGGGAGACCCUGAGGUUGCCAGGAUGUUCGCCAAGCCUGAACUGGUACAGCUGCUGGCUCCAAACCACCAGGAGAUCAUCUCUGAAAUCCUGGGGUAUUGGAAGAAGAAUGCCAGCGAAGAACGUCGGCACAUCGAGGAACUAUGUAAUGACACUCUGGCGGGCAAGACCCUUCAGGAAAAACAGCUGAACUCCCUGAAGCACGGAGAUGUUUGUAUUCAGAGAUGCAUCGCUUUCUGCAAGGCAAUCCGGGGAUUCAAGGACCUCUCCAUCGAUGAUCAGAUCGCGGUCGUUAAGGGAUCCAUGUUCGAGUACUCCAUGAUGCGAUGGACUGUCUCUUGUCAGGAGUGUGAAAUAGACAACGAAGUGACUUACCAGGUGGCAAAUUUAGGAGUAAAUGAUAGGACCAUGACUAACCAGGUGACGUUAGCAGAGAUCUUUGAUGAGGAGUUGUCUAAGGACGGAGAUGGAGUCGACGUUCCUCCACCUAUGGAGCUAGCUGCCGGGGACUGUCUGGUGUGUGGAGACAAGGCCUCCGGAUUUCACUAUGGAGUCUUCAGCUGUGAGGGCUGUAAGGGAUUUUUCCGCCGAAGUGUGACCCGAGGCCAUGUGAAGGCCUGCAGAUGGGGGAACCAGUGCAGUAUGGACCUGUACACCAGGAGGAGAUGUCCCGAGUGUCGCCUCAGGUCCUGUAAGGCUGCUGGCAUGAGGCCUGACUGUCUGCUCACCCAGGCCCAGUGUAGGUCCAAGUUAUUGUGGCGAAAAUCCAUUGCACCAAAACCAGUCAAGUCCGAACGCGCAGCGUCAUCUAGUACCACUAAUAGUCAGGACUCACCAACCAUGCCCAAUCCGGACCAGAGUGGAGUUCCUGACGAGGUUUCUCACAAAAGCAGUCUUUCACCAGCUGCUCCAGAAUCAACCUACACAAGGAGCAUCUCUCAUGAUGCUCUCAAAUGGGUUACCUCAACAGAGAACAAACAGUCUACAGAGGAUGACGACACACAUUCUACUGUCAGGGAAGUGACGUCCCCGUCUGUGGAUUCAGUGCAUGGCCCAUCCAGAUCUGUGUCCACAGGCAGCAAUGACAUGUUGUCCUUCAUUACUGUCCUUGACACUGACUCAGAGGUUGGGUCUAAUGCGACAUCACUGGAAAAAAUCGCAGAUGUGGAGCCUAUCAUUGUAGGAAAGGAGGAAGUUGUGACUGUAGCACCUGAAAAAUGUAAGAAAGAGGAGGACACGGAACUCGUCGCCGAGACGCUGCUAUCUCUUCAGACUUCAGACGGCAAAGGAGCCGAGUCAGACCCCAUCCGCAGGAGAUAUUUGCCCGAGGAUCUCUCCCAGGUAGCGCGGAUGGAGAAUCUGUUUGUGAGACCAGACUCCAUCCAGGAGCUGGACAAACAACACCAGGAACUCAUCAAGGCGAUACUGGAGCACUGGGGACAGAACAUUGAGUCUGAACGCAAACAUGCCAUAGCAAUGUGGGAGGACACAGAAGCUUGUAAGACCCUGCAGGAGAAACAGCUGCGGUAUGUGGAGCAUGGAAACAAGUUUGUGGAGAGGUACAUCUCCUUCUGUCGGACCCUGCAUGGCUUCAACAGUCUCCACGUGGAAGACCAGAUCAACGUUGUCAAGGGAUCCAUCUUUGAGAACUUCAUCAUGCGUGGACCAGUCUUCUGUAAAGAAACAGGUUUGGAUGUCAACAUCGCUCAGCGCCUAACAGCUAUGAUGUACACGCAGGAGUUCACCGACAGGGUGAUGAAGUGGUGUGAGGGAAUGUGGAAGCUGAACGUGGACCCCAUUACAGUGCACCUUCUGUGCUGUUCUGUCAUCCUGUCACCAGACCGUGCCAAUGUGAGAGGUGGGGAAAUACUUGAAAAGGCCCAAGAGAAAUACAUAGAGUGCCUGCAGGCGUACUGUAAGGUGGCUUACCCCGACCAACCGCUGAUGUUCGCACGGCUGAUGGGCAAGCUGACGGAAGUGCGGGAGAUCGGCGCAUCAUGUGAAAAACACCUGCGACCUGAGUGUGCCAGCAUGAUUCAGGCACAACCCCUGGUGUCAGAAAUCUGGCAGAAAGACUAAAAUAGGAAGGAAAGGCUACAUACAAACAUAUCUUUACAGUGUAGACUGCAAAAGUGUUUGGUAAGUUCUUUGAACAAUGGGUGGAAUUACAUUGAAGGAAUUUUGGAUGCAAUCAUAUCAUGAUUUUAAGAUAGCUUUGGUCAGGUUAUAAGUUUUGAAAUUGAACUUUGAAUUAAGAUCCCUGUGUCACUGUUCAUAUUAUAGAAAUAGACACCAAGAUGUUCAGGAUGUCAGUGUUUCUUCUGUAUCAUUUAUAUGUAUUUGGGAUAUUUCUAUAUCAUUGUAUAUGCUUUUUCCAAAGGCAUCCAGUAAUUAAGUGGACUAAUAUUGUGAUAUGAUAUAUAUAUGAUAUGUAUCACAUGUUGAUUAUGAAGCUAAACUUCUUCCUGUUGUGAUUUUGUUCUGUAACAUUGUUGGCUACAGUGUAAAUAAACCAGGGCAAAGGUUAUGGGAGGGAAAAGGACGCCAUUUAUGUGGCUCACAGCACAGAAGUAAGCAUGCAGAUGCAUGUACAGAGAGAGAAUAUAUACAAAGCUGUAUCCUUGGUGAGAGGGCAAUCAUAAUCCAAAGGUUUUGCUAAUUGAACAAUAUCUUAGCUUGUUAAAAAUGCCUGGCAACAAAGGGGAAGGGUUUGGUAAAUAAAGCAAAGGUGUAAAUAUUUCUUAGUAAAUAUGUUGCAAGCUAGCAUUAACUAAGCUGUUGAAAACAAAAAAAAAUAUCUAUAGUUGAGAAGAAAUUAUUCUUGCAAAUUGUACAAAAACAUUUGUGUAGCAGAUAGUAUUACAACAGUUGUGAUAAACGUAUAUUACAAUUUGGCUUCUCAUAAUACAAUGUAGAAACACAUUAUACAGUUGGAGUACAAUAACCAGUAAGCCUUGUAUCCAUUUGAUUCUAUUACAUGUAUAUCUAAAAUUUAUGUUCACUCAUUUGAUCACUUCCCUUUGGAAUUAAGUCUGGCGCCUGUAGUAGAGAGACAAUUGGCAUUAAAUAUUUGCUGGAAAUAUGGGCAAGAUACUAAUUGCCUUUGAUUCACAGAGUUCUCGCAAUGGCAUAGAUAGAAUGGUCAUUUGGACAUUUGACCCCUGCAUAUGACACCUAUAAUUCAGAAAAUAAUCGAUGCACUGGACUUAUGGACAAAAUGAUGGUACAGGGUCCAGAUUUUUAAAAAUACUUGUAUGUGUGUGUGUAGACACACAUCAGAAAGGAAACUCUAGACUUGUAUUCAGGUGACCGUGUUGGCAAAAUUGAGGUAUGUGGAUCUACAGUAGUACUUUUUCCCAUCCAGACUUUUAUUAAGGGCCACCUGCAGUGAACAGCUUGAUUGUUGUAUGUUGUGAAGUGGUUAGCUGGUACCAGUGAUCAUUUUGUGUAACGGUUCUUGACUCAACUUUCAGCUACUAGUAUAUAUCCCCAUGUACAGUUUGCAAUACUUUCAAACAAUGGCUUUGUGGUAACUACAAAAUGCAUGACAUUUCAUUGUACAUGUUGUCAUCAUUUGUUACACUCCUUGUGUGGUAAUGUGAGUACAUGCAUAUUACAUGGUACUUUCAGCCACAAACACCUGACAGGUGCAGUUACUGUGUUUUGUUUUAAGCACAAUUGUGCUUCGGUUUCUAAGGAGAGAUAAUGUGCUGAUCAUCAUUCAAUUUCUAGAACAAUUUAUGCCACUUA